This is a messenger RNA of Patiria miniata (bat star), 6039 nucleotides long. RefSeq lists its product as uncharacterized. The transcript has 3 exons. Lineage: Eukaryota; Metazoa; Echinodermata; Asteroidea; Valvatida; Asterinidae. The record is from RefSeq and is a predicted model, not a curated record. The coding region runs from base 348 to 4013 and encodes 1221 amino acids.
AUCCUGACAAUGGCUGUUUACAUACAAAAGACACGUGACGACAGGAAGCUGAUGGCAGGACGACCUUGGACUUGGAGUGUGAAAACUGGAACAACAUCGACUUUACUCAAUAUUCCAUUCCACGAUCUUCUUUAUAGACAUUCAAACCUGUACAUUCUCGGCAAGCAGAAAGCCUCCCAGACACUGUGCCAUGUGACUGAUUUUGACUACAUCUUCCCUGCAACUUCAAGAUGAAAGAAAAUGGACUUUUUGGUUCGUCUACCUCCAAAGUUCAAGUUUUGAUUAUGUUCACGUAACUACGACACGUUUUCUUCAAAGAGGAGCAUCUCUCAGAACUACAGAUCAGUAUGGCACAAGAAAGCAACUUUCAGUCUGGAAACUCCAAAGCAUCAGGAGAGGGUGCGUAUUGGUGGGAGGAAGAUUUCUACGCUGGAAAGCUGGUUGACCUUCCUGAUUGGUCCAAAGAUGCAGGUAUGCCCUCUGCUUCGGUACACAUUCAGCACAAAUUGGAUAUUACUGAUGAACCUUCAGAACUUACCAACACAGAUGUUCUAACCCAAGGAUUUGUUUUAUCCAAGGUGCCAUCAUUGGUGAACCUUUCCAUGAAUAAGAUCAUGUCUGUCAGUGAGAUGCCAGAGGCAAUUCAGGUCCCUCCAGGACUUGUCCCUUUGUUGAGGAGACAUCAGGAGAGAGUUAAGCUGGAAAAGAUCCAGCUCACAUGGCUCUUGAAUGAACUCAUGAACAGAGAAAAGACAGUUAACUUUCACUUGCAUUCGUGUUCCAAAGAUUCCCCCCCAAAUCAGGACGUGUUUUUCUAUCGGGGUUGCCGCCCUGCAUGGGAAACAGACCUGAUAGCUCGCCAGCAUUUGUACUGUGGGUACACAUUUGGUUAUUAUGAUGAACAUUCCUGUACGUAUCUGCCUGUUGCAGUGGAAGGCAGAGAAUGUAGUGACUGGUGUAUUGCUACUUUGGCACAUGCCAUUCAACUGAUGCUACCUCAGCAACUGUUCCUCCAGAAGUCAGAUCCACAUAUUACUAACCAAAUACCUGUGAAGAAGGCUCUUGAAGAAGCUUUGGAGGCAUCCGUCAUGAGAGUUAGCCAUGCUCUUUCCAAAGUCUGCCCCAAGCUCAUUAAAUAUUGCUUUGAGCCCGCACUUGCGUAUGUAUGGUGGAGCAGAGGUGACUUGUCAAAAGCCCAAGAAGUAUUUUUAAAACUUUCCAAGCAAAUGCAAAAUGACAUAGAGAGUGAUCUCCAACAAACAAGUGAUGAAGUUGUAAAAGUGAAAGAGUGGAUUAGUCAGAGAGCCUUGUACUUGAAUGAGAUAGGACGUCUGCAUUCAUAUGUUGGCCAACCAGAGUUAGCAGUGAAAUAUUACGGACAAGCUGCCGAUCUGUACUCAAUGUAUGUUCCUCGUUAUGCAGUGGAUUGUUCAACGCAGAGUUUGGUGCUGAUGGCCACUGCAUAUGACCAAGGGUUGAUGGGUAGUAAACUUGCAAUACGAGCAGCUGAUUCUUGGAGUACUCUUACUGUCAAACCAGAUAUUAACCCCAACAUACUACAAAUGGCUGCGGAAUCAUUCUUGCACUGCCACACAGGAUACCUGUCCACUCAUAGAGAUUGCACAGACAACCAAACUGCAGCAUGGCUCCUGGAAGGAAAGGACCUCCUAAAGCGACUUGUCACCAGGGCACCGCAGGUAAACCUCCAUCUGUCAUUGGUUCAAGCAAUGCUAGGAGAAGACAUGGAAGCAGAGGAUUCUUACAUGAACUAUGUUCAACAAUAUGCAUCACACCAUCCAAGACUUCAACAACAGAUCCCAGGUGCUGUAUCAGUGUUUGUUGGCUCCGAGAUAAAGUCUCAUCCCUGGUGGGUGUUCCGGGAUUGGCAAAGAACCAGCAACACCAACAAAUCAGGCAAACCGAGGAUAAGUAACCCUCAACAUCUGAGAGCUUUGCCUUUAGUGUGGAGAAGACGAUUCAGAUUCUGUAGCUGUAACACAAAAAGUAUUGAAGGAGAAGAUAUGAAUCGUGGCUUGUGGAGUACCCCUUACCAACAAGUAGCAGAAUAUCAGGACAAUGAUCUGUCUCUGUAUCUCAAUAAAGAUGGUCUUCUAGGAGGUUGCUUGAUGCAGAACCUUCCGCCCUUGAGACCAGUGUUACUUGACCCUUACACAGGAAGGAUAUGUGUGCCUGGGCAAUACCAUGAACAGGAGACUUUGUCAUGGAGUAAUUGUCGAAUCAUUCAGCGUUGGGAUGUCUUAUCAUUCACUUUGACUUUUGACACAGUUAUUCCAACUCCAGUUCAUGUAUACAGUUCAAGUACAGGUGUAGUUGUAUCGCUCCUCACAUGGAAUCAAAACAAAGGAGAUGGAAAAGAGACGAUGGUUCAUGAGAGAUCCCUGGAUCUGCAAACAACACAGGCAACCCAUGCAGUACUCUCAUAUUCCAGUCCUGACAGUGGCACUCAUACACUGAAUUUGGUUGAGGCAGUUGUUGAAAGUAAAAAGAUGAUGAUCUUAGAGCAGCUGAUCGCAGAGGGUUACAGUAACGAUCUACAAGUGAUAGAAGAUGCUUCUGAUUUUCUUGAUUUCUGUAGUAACACAUCCAAGAACAUGCAGUAUAACUUUCUCAAAACAGCAUUAGAUGGUGAUUCCAGGGAAAGGUGUACCCUCCUUGAUAUAAAAAGGCAGUUGGGAAAGACACCCGGAAAGUGUGUUGGUUCUAAACAACUGACUGAGAAACAACACAAGAAAGUGCUGCAGUCUAUUAAGGACUUUGGACCUCUUGAGCUGGAAACACAAACUGUUGUCCUCUGGAGAGUAAUGUUAAUAAGCCAGUCAACAGCUGUUCUGGCUUUGCACACAGAUGGACAAGAUGGAUCAUCCUUACAUGAUGGCAAAGCUGACACUUUAGUCUUUGUAGACUGCACAAACCCAGAAACCUUCAGCAAACCAGUGAUUCCAUGCCCUAGUCAUCCUAAUGCCUUUUGGCGUCUGCCAUCAAAGGAUGAUCAUGUUGGUAAAUCAGCCAAGAUAUUCGUUGCAAUUGAAGUAUCCACUUUCACUGCGGAUCCAGAUGAAGACAGGCUUGUUAUCUUUGAUGCCAAGGGGACAGUUUUGCAGAGCCAUGUCUGGCAACACCAGCCAGCUGUAGUUGUAGCAAGCAGCUGCCCUAUGCUUGGCAACGAUUGUGAGUUCACGGAUUUGGUGCUUCAUAGCAACAAGACGAAAUCAAGACUGAGGUUGAUGAGUACAAAUGGAACAAUUCAGUUUCAAACAAAACCGCUUGGAAGUAUUGAACAUUUCCUUCUGGUGGAAAGCAUGGUUUUUAUUUCCCUGAGGGAUCGCAUUUUAGUUCUGGAAUCAACCACACUGGAACCCAUUGAGAUCAUACAUGGAGAACCACAGUUUUCAGCUGAGCAACCUGGUCUUCCUUCUGGCAAAAAUGGAGUUCUUUUGACUGGAGAAAGAAGUUUCAUGAAGGUGUUGUCUAUAAACAAGCUCUGUACAUCACCAUCUAACCAGGCUGAUGAAUGCAUCCAAGUGAUUCUUGGAGUCGCAAACCAUGUGUUUGUGUUGCAGAGAACCACGCAUACAACCACUUGUAUGGCAGAGCCUUCUGUUAUUACCCAAUCAUCUCCUGUAACAAUUAUUGCAAAGAUCAUGGUUCCUGGGGUCCCAACAGAAGCCUGUUACCUCAGCCAACUUGAUGGAUUUGUAGUCACAGUCUCUUUGUUCCAAGAUAAAGAACUUCCAUUCUACCGUGAGAACCUGUACUGGUUUGACAUUAAUGGCUGCGUCCAAGGCAUUCACCCUUUCAUAGGGCCAGGUCCACAUUGUAUGUUUGCCACUGAGCUGAAACAGACCCCUCCAGAUGUGAAGGAACCACAAGUACUUGCAAGUGGAAAGAGCGGGAGGACAUCGCUAACAAGUGAACGUGACAACAUGCAAGAAAAGCAGUGGCACAUCUUCUUUGCGGAUGGUCUUGGUGCACUUUGUUGCAUUAAACUUUAGAUUAUUGUCUAGGGAGGAGUCUAGGGGUACGUGAAGGCUUACAAAAUAACAUGGAGGAAAAAAACAGAAAUUUGACCAUAACAAAAAACAUGGCUGCAGAGAUGACAGAGCAAACAGGUUUCUGUUGCCCUCUUGCUUGGUGACAUUGAUGUGGUACAUUCCAUGGAGUGUUGCAGGGGGUUGGACAAUUUUUGGGCAAAGUGCCCUUGUCCAUGGCAGUUGUAGCAAAUCAGUGCUUGGCUCUGGGAUAGUUGGGUCAAGUUAUGGCCGGUGGAAUUGUGCAUUGUCAGGUGGCUUGGGUUCUGGGGUAUGAUGCAUAGUUGACUCCAAUUGGCAGUCUCACAGGUGUGGGCAUAAUUAAUGGAAGUUAGGAUUUUUGGACGGACUUGGUCAGGGACUGGAUUUUUCCCUUUCAUCUGUUGUAGGACUCCUUCUCUUUAUCCUCCUGUGCUGAAAUACUGCUGUUUUGGCUACCUUUCAUGUGUGUGCUUUCACAUUUGGCUCAUCGGAUAACCCAGUUCUUCAGCUUCAGCAAAAAAACAUCGUCUGGGUUCCUGUCGAGGAGGUCUUGGCUGAAAUGUCUCUACCUCUCUUGGUGGAGGCCAUCUAUGAAUUGCCCCUUCAAAAGCGUGUCUGGUUGCUUGUAGAGUUGCAGUUCCUUCUGUGUAUGAACACAGCUGCUGGAGUUCCACUUCGUAUUCCUUCAUGGGUUUCCCCAUCUGUUGUCGCCUAUCAGUCAGAUGCCACUGUAGCACCCAACUAGUGAUUAGUAAGAGGCUUCUCCAUAAGAGGCUUGCAGGCAUGAGAGAACAGCCUGCACUCCAGCUUUCCUACCAAGGAGGGAUCAGGCCGCCACCUUUAGGACAUCUGGGAGAUAAUCUGUUGGAACAUGGUAGCAUUCGAAGGCAUAGCAGAAAUCUUCUAUGGUGGUGGUUAGUCCCGAGCAGUCCUUGACCACCGAAUGAGGGACAUUCCUUUCUGGCGCCAUCACGGCAGUCAAGAAUGGGUCUCGGUCUUCACUGGAAGGGGGUGAACUCAUGGUGACCCCAUCCUCCCCGCAGAGGUAGUAUGGUGCUGUCCACAUGAGCUAGGGUGACCUCUUUGCCAUUAAAGAUAAGCCACUGGCAGCUGGGAAGAAAUCUCAGGAAAAAAGUCUGGAACUACAUGUAGAUAACGGGGUGUACAGUUCUUAAUUCACACUUGAAAACCUGCACAAACUUAAUAGCCCGAUCAUUGCUAUUCGGUGACUUAGGAACAGGACCUCUCAACUCUGUAAGGCAGUUAGGUUUACGAUGCAUGUACUUGUUGUAAUCCUGCAACUUAGCAAGGGCAAUUUUGCCUUACAAUUUGUGUAAUACUUAACACAUACAGAUGGUGACUUCUCACACAACAAUAUGCAAAACCACUGCACCUUUUAAACAGCAUGCCACAAUGUUGUUAGGCUAGUUUCUGAGUUUCUGAAUUACCGGCAGUGCUUUUAUGUGCUCUGCAUUGGGUAUGGCCAUGGUCACAAACUGUAUGCUAUUUGGCAGCAUUGCUUUUUGCAUAUGAUUUCCUGUUCCGUAAUUGAUCUGUCAGUGCAGCCUUUUUCAAGUAUAUAUGUGUUCUAAUGAUGUCAUAAUUUUUUAUAUCCGAGGUUGAAAUUUUGGGUUGAAAAUGUCAUCUGCGAUGUGUUGUAUGAAUUCCCUACAUAUCUUGCCUGAUCUUUACGUGCCAUAGUGAUUGUCCAUGAUUGUCCAUAGUGAUUGUCCAAUGAUUUAUGAGGUUGUGAAGCUACAUGUACAAUGUACACGUACACCUGGAUUAACCUAUAACCGCCCUGAAUCCUUCAAAAUCCUCUUUGCCAAAGUGGAGGAAUUACAUUGAGGUUACAUGGCAAACGUGCGUUACUAAUUUAGUAGGAUGCAUUUUGUCAAGGUGUUGGGCCAGACCUUGUGUUGUUAAUGCUCAGCCAUGCAUAAAUAUAGGCCUGGAUUAUGCUUGAAAUCCUCCGUACUGCUCCAGGAUAUCACUGGCCAAGCCUCAA